AUGCUCCUCGGUGGAGAUUUCAGACAGAUAUUACCUGUAAUUCCUAAGGGAACUCGACAAGACACCGUCAAUGCUUCGAUAAGCAAGUCCUACUUGUGGCACUCAGCACAAGUACACACCUUGAGCAUCAACAUGACACUGAGACAAGCUGACAAGAAAUUUGCGGAAUGGAUCUUGAGUGUUGGGAAUGGAACGACGGCCACUGUGGAAACAUAUGCAGGGAGUCAUGAGGAUGGAGAAAAGAUUGUAAUAGCAGAUGAGUUUAUGCUUCUAAAGAGUGAUAACCCGUAUCAGUUAAUAUCAGAUGCUGCAUAUCCAAACUUCGUCGAAAACUACUUAAACCGGUCCUACUUGACCGAUAGAGCUAUUUUAGCACCAACUAAUGCAAGUGCACAAGAGAUGAACUCUUACCUACUGUCUAAGGUUCCAUCUGCAGAAAAGGAAUAUCUAAGUUCUGAUACAAUUUCCUUCGAAUCAACCCCUACAGACGAUUGGACAAAGAACUACACGCAAGAGUACUUAAACUCUUAG
This is a messenger RNA of Brassica napus (rape), 531 nucleotides long. RefSeq lists its product as uncharacterized. Gene Ontology annotation, biological process: telomere maintenance; DNA repair. The coding region runs from base 1 to 531 and encodes 176 amino acids. The transcript has a single exon. NCBI's taxonomy places the organism in Eukaryota, Viridiplantae, Streptophyta, Magnoliopsida, Brassicales, Brassicaceae. The record is from RefSeq and is a predicted model, not a curated record. Gene Ontology annotation, molecular function: DNA helicase activity.